Messenger RNA from Prunus armeniaca (apricot), 1266 nucleotides. The record is from the annotation of a GenBank genome assembly. Lineage: Eukaryota; Viridiplantae; Streptophyta; Magnoliopsida; Rosales; Rosaceae.
AUGGCCAUGGCUGUUCAAGUGGCAGGCCUCUGGCUGCCCACCUCUUCCACAGCCCACACUCACUUUCUUCAUUGCAGAAGCAAUCUAAAACCACCAUCUUCUACAGCUCUCUCUGCUACAGCUUCUCUCUCAUCCCCACCUCCCACUAUCCAGGCAAUAAUCACACCUAUCUUUUGUAGUUUCCAUUUUCAUUCAAAAUUAUGUUUGACCCACAAAAGGAUUGUUGGUGGUGGGAGAGGUCCCAGUUGGUACGAAAAUGGAAAUGGAAAUCUCGAUGGUUUCCAAGGAGAGGAUGAUGAUUGGUGUGAUUUGGAUACUGAACUUUAUCACUGGACCAAGCAACUGCGCCCUGUUCAGUGGUACCCUGGUCAUAUUGCUAAAACGGAAAAGGAACUCAAAAACCAACUCAAGUUGAUGGAUGUAGUGAUAGAGGUUCGAGAUGCAAGAAUUCCUAUGUCAACUAGUCAUCCACAGAUGGAUUUAUGGCUUGGUAAUAGGAAAAGAGUUUUGGUGUUGAAUAGAGAAGACAUGAUAUCCACGGCAGACCGGAAUGCUUGGGCCACUUAUUUUGCAAGGGAGGGAACGAAGGUUGUCUUUUCCAAUGGCAAACUUGGAAUGGGUGCCAUGAAGCUAGGCCGGUUAGCUAGAGCAUUAGCAGCAGAUGUGAAUGUCAAACGCAGAGCCAAAGGACUUCUCCCACGUGCGGUACGAGCUGGUAUAGUUGGAUAUCCAAAUGUUGGGAAAUCAUCUUUGAUUAACCGUUUGCUGAAGCGACGAAUGUGUGCAGCAGCUCCAAGACCUGGAGUUACAAGAGAAUUGAAGUGGGUUCAUUUUGGGAAAGAUCUUGAAUUGCUAGACUCUCCUGGUAUUCUCCCAAUGCGGAUUAGUGAUCAGACAGCAGCAAUAAAGCUUGCUAUUUGUGAUGACAUUGGAGAGAGAUCCUAUGGUGUUGCUGAUAUUGCUGCAGUUCUUGUCCAGAUGCUAACGAGGCUUCCAUCAGUGGAUUUGUUCAGAAGCUUGCGGUUCACAUGUUUAAUGGGGAUAGUCAUCAAGCAGCAUUUCGAGUGCUGUCGGAUUUUCGGAAAGGGAAGUUUGGUUGGAUUGCACUGGAGAGGCCUCCCAGAUAGUACUAUUGGAACUUGGUGUAUCAAAAUCUUGGCAAGAGAAGGUGUCAGUGUCCUGAAGGAAAUUAAUGAAGCUUCACGAUGGAGUAAUAACGUUGAUUGUGGAGAGGAUCAUAUGAGCAACGGUGGAUUGCUUUAUUAA